CCGACGCCCUCGCGACGGCGGCGGCGACGGCGGCGGUCGCCGUCGCGUCCGAACCCGACGCGCGCGACGCGCGCUCGUCGAGCGCGGCCGAGACGACGGGCUCGAUCAGCGCGACGUUCGCGCCGAGGUCGCGCAUCGCCCCCUCGCGCUGUCUCUCGCGAUCGAGCGCGGUUCCUUUCGGCGCGAGAAACGAGCGUUCGAAACGCGCGGAGAUGUCCCGCGCGCGGUCUCGGCACGCGCGCGUCCGCGUCUCGAAGCGAACGCGCUCGGCGUCGAGCGCGGCGGAGAGUCGCCGCGCCGCGGACAUCGCGCGCGUCGCGGCGUCGACGCGUUUCGGCGGGAGCGCCGGCGCCGGAGGCGACGCGAGCGGCGGCAAAGUCGCGUCGAUCGACAGCGGGAGGAUGCUGUCGUUCGACGCGACUUUCUUCCACCACGGCGUCGCGGUCGCGUCCGCGUCGGCGUCGCACGUCUCUUCGCGCGUCGCGUCUUUGUCGUCUUUGUCCUCGGCCCACCACGCGCGGUCGUCCGCGUCGUCGUCGUCGGUCGCGGACGCGGACGCGACGGCGAGGACGCUGACCGGCGUCGUCUUUCUCCGCACGGUCUUCGCGCGCGUCGUCGUCGUCGUCGUCGUCGUCGCCGUCGUCGUCGUCGUCGUCGGCGUCGUCUCCGGGGUCGACUCCGGGAUCACCGGGUCCACGAGCAGUAACCUCGACGCGGCUUUGUGGAUCGCCAUUCUAGGUAACGCGCGCGAAGCGGCCGUUUGUUUCGCUGGCUUCGCCGCCGCCGCCGCCGCCGCCGCCGCGGACGCCGCGGCGACGUGA
Micromonas pusilla CCMP1545 is the source of this 821-nucleotide messenger RNA. RefSeq lists its product as uncharacterized. Lineage: Eukaryota; Viridiplantae; Chlorophyta; Mamiellophyceae; Mamiellales; Mamiellaceae. The annotation marks the transcript as partial. The transcript has a single exon. The record is from RefSeq and is a predicted model, not a curated record.